UUAACCAAAUUAACAUGAUUUAACAGUAAAAAAAAGAUUUAACUAUUUUUAGAAGGAUUUAAUAUUAUUUUAACCCAAUUAAUAAAAUAACCCCUAGAGUGCUGAAAAAUUAAUGGUGUUUUAUAUUCAUUUUAUACGUUACAUAGUAAAUUGUUUUAAUGUCGGAAGCGAGGGAAUCUGCUAAGUCCUACGAGAGAGUUAGAAAUGCUACAGCUGUAGCGGCUGGAUAUUUGCUCUUUUCUGCUGCCGUUUGGGCCUUUUUUACUAGUCCAAGGAAACAUGAAUGGGUUGAUGUAUUAUUGGAUUACGCAAAUCACAGAAGGUCACAAUAUAGUGGCCUUUGGUCGCGUUUAACAAGAAGAUUUUAA
This is a messenger RNA of Theileria parva strain Muguga, 368 nucleotides long. Its product is annotated as putative integral membrane protein. The record is from RefSeq and is a predicted model, not a curated record. The transcript has 3 exons. NCBI's taxonomy places the organism in Eukaryota, Apicomplexa, Aconoidasida, Piroplasmida, Theileriidae. The coding region runs from base 159 to 368 and encodes 69 amino acids.